GAUCCAUUCUGGGAACAUGCGUUUCUACGACAUACUGUUGCUUUACUAACUCACUUGGUCCUACUUUACUCUGUGGCCUGCACAUAAUAACACUAAAAUAAUGUCUCUUCGUGUGUUAGAGAUAAUCUUCUUCUUCUAUUUCGCCUCACAUAUUCCUAUUACUUUAUUUAUUGACUUACAAGCGCUGUUACCCGGACAUGUGUACCCUCAGUCGCUGAAGGAUCUUCUGAGCUGGUACGCAGAGGACUUCAAGGACCCGAUGGUUAUGGAUCCUCCGGAGUGGUUCAAGUCCUUCGUUUUCUGCGAGGCUUUGGUUCAGUUGCCUUUCUUUCCCAUCGCAGCUUAUGCCUUCCUCAAAGGUGGCUGUAGGUGGAUCAGGACUCCAGCCAUCAUUUACUCCACUCACGUUGCGACUACACUGGUCCCAAUCCUUGCACACAUUCUCUUCUAUCAGUUCCCUCUGGAGCCUCACCCUGGUCCUCAGAACCUGGGGGAGCGCUGGCUGCUGGUCUCCAUAUACGCUCCUUACCUGCUGGUUCCUGUGCUGCUACUCCUCACAAUGCUGUUCUCCUCCUCAUACAACCCCACUGCCAAAUCCAAGCAGAAUUGACCUAUAAACCACGCCACAGCUUAUUUCCUCUGACUUUCAGUUAUUUUUUCUGAAUCUGUGUAAGACUUGAGUAGGCUGUGUGACAGUACUGUGAUUUUAAGGAGAUUACUCUUGUUCAAAGAUUGCUUUUAAUUAAAGGUAACACUAGUUUAACAGUUGUUUUUUGGUAUUUUUAUUGACACAAAAUAUUUUAAAGUUUCCUAAAUGACAAAUUUGUUUGUUGAUUCUCCAGUUACAUUUAUAAUUGCAUUUCAUCAAUUAUGAUAAAGGAAAAAAAACAAGUAGGAAUAUUCCCAACUACAGACCUGCAGCUGACACGGAUGGUGAUGCCGUGUGUGUGUGUGGGAUAGAGUGAGAGAGAGAGAGGAAAUGACUGGAAACACUUCAUCCUCAGUGUGUGAGACUUUUUUGAAAAGGAUUUCUGUCACAGUCUGCCCCGUCUUCACUCGUACAGUGUAAGCACAUAAAUCGUUCGCGAUGGUCAUGCAUCGUAAGUGAUUCAGGUGCAUGUCAGUGUACAUUCUGCCGCGACCGUUGUAGGGUCAGCUUGAAAUUGCACAGUGUAUGCCAGGCUUAGGUUAAAGAAGUCUUUACAGAAUUGCAUUAAAAAAUAAAUAUCUAUCAUUAUC
Molecule: messenger RNA, 1239 nt
Organism: Cheilinus undulatus (humphead wrasse)
Lineage: Eukaryota; Metazoa; Chordata; Actinopteri; Labriformes; Labridae
Gene: tmem97
Product: transmembrane protein 97
Exons: 3
Coding region: 101-610 (169 amino acids)
Cellular component (GO): endoplasmic reticulum
Source: RefSeq, a predicted model, not a curated record